UGGAUAUGGCGCACGUGCACGCUGUUUACGGUCCAGUCUCUUGUUGAAAUUGUUUCAAUUUUUGUCAUCAAUCAGACUACAGAUGGAAGUAGCUUUAAAAAGCGUCUAUCGAAAUUUGUUCCUCGUGCUGGCAAGACAACUCUACAGGCUGGUUAACAUUGUUAUGGGAAGGACGACAUCUCGAAGCAGAAUGCCGCAUUCCGAUAUUCUAGACCAUAUCCCUUCAGGCAAGAUGACCAGUCAGCAGUUGCUGAAACACUGCAUUGAUGCACAGAACAACCAGCCGUCUUUGUUGAAAAGAAGCUUCCAUUUGCUAUCGGGGGAGGCAGUGGGCGGAGCGGAGGGGCAGGACAGUAAUACCAUCAGGGUCAUGCAAUGGAAUAUUCUUGCCGACGCACUGAGCGAUGGAGCUGACAAUUUCAUCAAGUGUCCCGGCGAGGCCCUACAGUGGGACACCAGACGCAUCUCCUGCCUCCGCGAGAUCUUGACCUACGACCCAGACAUCGUCUGCCUCCAGGAAGUUGACCAUUUCCAGGAUUUUUUCCGAGUGCAGCUGGAGAGAGUGGGUUACCAGGGGAUCUUCAAACCCAAACCGGACUCCCCAUGCCUGGACUGCAUCCACAACAACGGCCCGGAUGGAUGCGCCGUCUUCUUCAAACCAGAGAAGUUUACUCUGGCCGGUAGCACGUGUCCCGUCUUAGAGGUAGCAGACCGGGGAAGCAUUUGGCCUACAAAUCAGGUGGCAGUCCUACUGCGGUUGAAAUGCAAGUCCCCCGCCGAGCAUCAUGGAAAGGAAUUUCUUGUCGGCACCACUCACCUGAAAGCCAAGUCAAGUUGGCAUAAGCUGAGACAUCUUCAAGGCGUGAACCUCCUAGAGAUCCUUGAAAAACAAGCCGGCGGCUGCCCAGUAAUACUCUGCGGAGAUUUCAAUGCCGAGCCGACUGAGGAUGUCUACAAGGCUUUUGAGGCUAGCAAGAUGGCACUGGAUAGUGCCUACAAGUGUCUUAGUGAGGAUGGCAACUCAGAGCCUUCUUACACAACCUGGAAAAUCCGUCCAGCUGGAGAGGUGUGCCACACCAUAGACUAUGUGUGGUUCUCCCGAAACCAGUUACAACCUGUCAAGGUUUUACAAUUGCCAUCGGAGGAGGACGUCGGAAAGGACAGACUACCAUCUUACAAAUACCCGUCGGAUCACUUGUCGCUUGUCGCAGAUUUUGCAUUCAAGACUUGA
Messenger RNA from Patiria miniata (bat star), 1231 nucleotides. RefSeq names its product nocturnin-like. NCBI's taxonomy places the organism in Eukaryota, Metazoa, Echinodermata, Asteroidea, Valvatida, Asterinidae. Bases 83 to 1231 code for a protein of 382 amino acids. Gene Ontology annotation, molecular function: 3'-5'-RNA exonuclease activity. The record is from RefSeq and is a predicted model, not a curated record. The transcript is spliced from 4 exons.